Eufriesea mexicana is the source of this 3621-nucleotide messenger RNA. It is a transcript of the gene neb, whose product is annotated as kinesin family member nebbish. The transcript has 12 exons. Lineage: Eukaryota; Metazoa; Arthropoda; Insecta; Hymenoptera; Apidae. Gene Ontology annotation, biological process: microtubule-based movement. Gene Ontology annotation, molecular function: microtubule motor activity; ATP binding; microtubule binding. The coding region runs from base 1 to 3621 and encodes 1206 amino acids. The record is from RefSeq and is a predicted model, not a curated record.
AUGUCACAUAAUACUUUAAAAUCUAUGGGACAUGGAUUUUAUGACGCCAUUUUUUCAAGUUCGCCUAUUAACUUUGAUAAAGAAAAUACAAAUUGUCUGAAUGAAAAGGAAGAAAUUUGUUCUGAUAUAGUUGAUACACCUCAAAAAGAAAUUGCAAAUCAUAAUGAAAAUAAAUGUUUAAAAUUUGAAAAACGUAAAAUAUUACUUGAUAAUAAUAUUAUAGAAGAUUCGAAAUUAACAAAUACACCUUGCAGUGUAAAUAUUAUUCAUUCAAAGCCUAUAAAUAUACUCCAAAAGAAGCAAAUCUUAUUUCCUGAAAAUGUUACAUCUAAUGCAAAAUGUAAAACUUCUACAAAAGUAGCAUCUGCAACUUCAUUAAGUGAAAAAAUAUCAACCAUAUAUUCUUGUACUCCUAAACAAUUUAAAAUUCAUAGUGCUACAAGCAAUUCAAAAAUGAAUAUCUUACCUUCAAAUAAAACACCUAUAAAACGUUAUUUUAGUGAUAAUAUUUUAUCACAAGCUACCCCUGAUUAUUUCAAUGUUGUUCAAGUUGAAACACCAUGUAGUAAAUCAAAUGAAAUUGGUAUUGACGAUCAAACAGUAUAUGAAGAAGAAAAUAGCAAUUUAACUGUGGGAAUACGCGUUAGACCUUUAAAUGCAAGAGAAAUAAGUGAUUCAAAAGUUACAUCAGUUGUACAAAUAAAUGGUCAAAAUGUUAUUGUUACUUGUGAAUCAGUUCAACAUACUUUCACAUAUGAUCAUUGUUUUAUGUCAUAUAUGAAUACAUCGGAACAUGAUUAUGCUAGUCAAGAAAUUGUGUUUAACAAUAUGGUUUUACCAUUGGUACACAAUGCUUUUGAAGGAUAUAAUGUUUGUUUGUUUGCUUAUGGGCAAACAGGUUCUGGUAAAAGUUACAGUAUGAUGGGUCAAGAAUCUGCACAAAUUAAUAUAUCACUUGAUGAAUCAAUUGGUAUAAUUCCAAGAUUUUGUCAAGAAAUAUUUACAAGAGUAUCUGAUAAUAUGAAUACUGAAACUACAAUAGAAAUUAGUUAUUUUGAAAUUUAUAAUGAAAAAAUACAUGAUCUGUUAACAAAUGUUAAUAGUGGAGUAAAGAGAGCUCCUCUUAAAGUAAGAGAACAUCCUGUAUUUGGUCCAUAUAUUGUUGAUUUAAGUCAACAUUGUGUACAAAGUUACAAAGACUUGCAGACUUGGCUCAAAGUAGGUAAUUCACAACGAGCUACAGCAGCAACUGGAAUGAAUGAAAAAAGUUCAAGAUCUCAUAGUAUAUUUAGUAUUAUAUUAACUCAAACUCAAGUAAAUAAACAAUUAGAUAAUAAACCUAUGGAUGCCAGUCGUCGGAGUAAAAUUAAUUUAGUAGAUUUAGCUGGUAGCGAAAGAUUAAGUCAAACUUGUGCAAGUGGUGACAGAUUAAAGGAAGGUGUGUCUAUUAAUAAAUCAUUGCUUACACUGGGAAAAGUGAUUGCAUCUCUGGCUGAAAACAUAAGUAAUCGUAAACGUGGUUUUGUCCCAUAUCGAGAAUCUGUCCUUACAUGGUUAUUAAAGGAAAGCCUCGGAGGAAAUUCAAGAACAGCAAUGCUUGGAACAGUAUCACCGGCUAAUAUACACGUAGAAGAAACACUUGCAACCCUUCGAUACGCUUGUCAGGCCCGAGCAAUUGUUAAUCGUAUUCGCGUUAAUGAAGAUCCACACGAGAAAUUAAUUCGGGAAUUGAAAGCGGAAGUAUUGCGAUUACGUGGUGUACGCGAAGGAUACGAAAAGCAACUUGGAAUUUUACCACGUCGUCUUCUGGAUUCUGUUGAACCGAUUAACCCAAGUAAUGAUGAUGUUAAACAAAAACAAGAAGAAAUUGAUAAACUGAAGCAUCAGUUAAAGAAGACUGAAGAACAACUUGCGACUACUCAAAUGACUUGGCAAAUGAAAUUACGAGAUACCGAGGAAAAAAAAAAUUCUGAAAUAAAGUACUUACGUCGUUGUGGUAUCGCUAUUGAGAUCGAUUUUCAUGAAAAGGAUAAGCAACCUUGUCUUAUAAAUCUCGCGGCUGAUCCUAUGUUAUCCGGUACGCUUUUGUACCUCAUUCCUCCGGGAUUGGUUCGCAUCGGAAAAAAUUCUGAUUAUCAGAAUUUUUCUGAACAUUUGGAUAUCAUGUUGGAUGGACCACUUGUUAGGCCUUUACACUGUACUAUUGAAAACAAUAAUGGAAAACUUACAUUAUCGUCAGAGAUGGAAGGAGAUACAUUCGUUAAUGGGCAGGUAGUAACUGGCAAAGUUAUUUUAAAACACGGUGAUCGAUUAGUAAUUGGCGGUAAUCAUUAUUUUAAAGUUUCAAAUCCAUAUGAUAAAGAAAGCAACAUACAAAUUUCAACACAAACUGUAGAUUAUGAAUUUGCUCAUCAAGAAAUUCUUAAAGUCCAAGAAGAGAAAUUAAAAGCAGAAUUAGAAGAAAGUAAACAGAAAGCAAUAAAAGAAUUAGAAAAUGCAAAACGAGAAGUUGAAAUGCAAUUAGGCUCCCAAAAAUUAUCAUACGAACGUAAAAUUGAAAUUCUUGGUUCAACAGUUGAAGAACAGAAACUUGCAUUGGAACAAAUUCAUCAGAAGAAAAAAGAAUUGGAAAUACAAAAAGAAUUACUUGAAAAUGAAGUUGAAACAAAUAAUAGAUUGAAACAAAUGCAAUUAGAUCAAAAAAAAGUUAAUGUUAUACCAUAUCAAUCUAAUUUCUUGCAAGAAUUGGAAAGUAUUUUAAACGAAAGAACAGCAAAUGCCGAAUUUGCUCUUAAAAUGAAAGCUAGUGUAGACGCUAUAAGCGACGGUGGUAUUAGUUUACACGAAAUGCAAAUAUUGGUCAAAGAAGCUACUGAACGGUGUAAAGAAAUUGGUAUUAAUUAUGAAUUUGAUCAACAGCAAAUAAUUAUUAAUAAGAAUUUGGAACCAGUAAUUCGUAUACGUAACAAAGAUGAUAUGAAAGAAACAUUUUGGCAGCCAAUGCGAUUUUUAGACUGGGUUCACCGUUUGCGAGAUUAUGACAUAGAAGAUUCAAUGAAAGAACUAUCCACAUCAGAUGGAAUUUGGGAAACUUAUGAAAAUACGGAAACUUUUGAAGAUUCUUUAAAUACUAGUCGAAUUUCAAUUAAUAUGACACCAGUAAAAAAGCAUCUAAAUGAAAGUUUACAACAAUUUUCAUUAGAUACAUCUAUACUUGGAAGUACAUUAACUAACCAAACAUUUGAUAUUUCUAAAGAGCAAGAAACUAUAUAUAUGUGUCUUACACAAAUGGAACUUGCUACAAAAACUUUGCGUAAAUUAUGUAAUAGAAAUGGUGAAAUUCAAUCAGUUGCAGAAUUUCUUAAUAAUAUGCAAAGUAUCAUUUAUAAUUUACGUGAUGCUUUAGAAAUAAAAGAUACAAGUAAACAUACCAAUGAAAGUAUAAACUCUAUCCAGAAUGUUAGUAGUAGCAUAAUUGAAAAUUCUGAUGCAAAUUUGGCAGUCCCUAAAAAUAACAGUAUGACAUCUGUUUCACCAACAAAAUCUACUUUACGUAGUCAUAUUAAAUGUUUUGAUAAGAAGAGUGUAAGAUUCACAGAUAAAUUAAAAGAUUUGACUUAG